Messenger RNA from Eucalyptus grandis, 1803 nucleotides. RefSeq names its product anthocyanidin 3-O-glucosyltransferase 6. NCBI's taxonomy places the organism in Eukaryota, Viridiplantae, Streptophyta, Magnoliopsida, Myrtales, Myrtaceae. Gene Ontology annotation, molecular function: UDP-glycosyltransferase activity. The record is from RefSeq and is a predicted model, not a curated record. The coding region runs from base 97 to 1545 and encodes 482 amino acids. The transcript has a single exon.
CUCCAUCACGAACAUCUCCACGACCAAGCCUGAAGCCACUUUAAUCAGAAGACACCAACCAGGAAAAAGACCUCCAUAUCCAUCGGAAUCAUCAGUAUGGUCAGAGCGGAGCUCGUGUUCGUUCCAUCGCCGGGCUUGGGCCAUCUGGUGUCGACGGUGGAGAUGGCGAAGCUUCUGGUCGACCGAGACCACCGCGUGUCCAUCACCCUCCUCAUCAUGAAGCCACCGCACGAGUCUCACUCCGGCAUCGACAACCGGACGCGAUCGCUCGCCGACUCAAUGGCCGGCCGCUUCCGGUUCGUGCAUCUUCCUGACAUCGACCCGAUUACGGAGACCAACCCCAGCAAAAUCCGCGAUCUGUGCAUCGAGAGCUACAAGCCUCACGUGAAAGAAGCUAUCGGGCAACUCACCGAGUCCGACUCGGGCCCCGACUCACCUCGGCUCGCGGGGCUCGUUGUCGACAUGUUCUGCACAACGAUGAUCGACGUGGCAAACGAGCUCCGGGUCCCCUCAUACGUGUUCUUCACAUCGGGGGCCGCCUUUCUGGGCCUGAUGCUCCAUCUCCAGAGGCUGCAGGAUGAACACGGAAUCGACUCGACCGAGUUCAGGGACUCCGACACCGAAUUGGACUUCCCAAACUUCACGAAUCCACUGCCUGCCAAGGUCUUGCCCACCGCAUAUCUGGUAAAGGAGGCCGCCCCGGCUUACAUUGGCCACGCUAGGAGGUUCCGGGAAACCAAGGGCAUUUUCGUGAAUACAUUCGCUGAGCUCGAAAGGCAUGUGUUGAAGUCCUUGGUCGAUGACGUCAUCCCGCCGGUUUAUCCAGUUGGACCCAUAUUAAACCUCACAAGGUCGACCGGUGGCACAGGACCGUCCAAUGGUUCGGAGACCAUGAAGUGGCUCGACAGUCAACCCGAUUCGUCUGUGGUGUUCCUGUGCUUUGGAAGUCGGGGUAGCUUCGACGCGGAUGCCGUGAGAGAGUUUGCCACCGCGCUUGAGCGUUGUGGGCACCGGUUCCUGUGGUCCCUACGCCAGCCGCCGCCCAAGGGCAAGGUAGGACCCCCACGUGAUUAUGCGAAUCCCAUGGAGAUCCUACCAGAAGGGUUCCUCGAUCGGACGGUCGAGAUAGGGAAAGUGAUCGGGUGGGCCCCGCAAGUGGACAUCCUCGCCCACCCGGCAGUCGGGGGAUUCGUGUCCCAUUGUGGUUGGAACUCCACGCUGGAGAGCAUAUGGUUUGGCGUGCCGAUCGCGGGAUUGCCACUAUAUGCGGAGCAACAAUUCAACGUGUUCGAGAUGGUGGUGGAGUUGGAUCUCGCUUUUGAGAUUAAGAUGGAGUACAGGAGGGAUGUAAGGAUGAAGAGUGAGACAACGGUCACCGCUGAAGAGAUAGAGAGAGGGAUACGGCGAGUGAUGGAGCCGGAUAGCGAACAGAGGAAGAAGGUAAAGGAGACGAGCGAGAAGAGCCGGAAGGCCUUGGAUGAGGGCGGUUCUUCAUGCUCAUCCCUCCGCCGUUUGAUUGACGAUAUCUUCAAUAAGAUGCCCUGAUAAGAGUUGUAUCUCCAGAAGAAAUUUCACAUGCAACGGACGCGAUCGCUCGAUGUGUCCAAAGGAAUUUUUCUUUCGUUUGGAUAGCAAAUGUUAUCUUUAUCCUCAUUUGGAUUCCGUGCCACAAUAGAAUACAUUCAACGGCGGCAUUUUAAUGGAUGUUCUAGGAGAAUAUGGCUUCUGGAAAGCAGUUCCUUAUGUGUAUACUUGCAAUUUGCAACAAAGAGAUAAAUCAAUUUUGCGAGGCUUUUGUUAAUA